This is a messenger RNA of Leptopilina heterotoma, 1187 nucleotides long. RefSeq names its product solute carrier family 25 member 45. The coding region runs from base 173 to 1081 and encodes 302 amino acids. Gene Ontology annotation, biological process: mitochondrial L-ornithine transmembrane transport. The transcript has 6 exons. Lineage: Eukaryota; Metazoa; Arthropoda; Insecta; Hymenoptera; Figitidae. Gene Ontology annotation, cellular component: mitochondrion. Gene Ontology annotation, molecular function: high-affinity L-arginine transmembrane transporter activity. The record is from RefSeq and is a predicted model, not a curated record.
AAAGUUAACAAAAGUUUUGUUUCUCAAAUUUGACAGUUUGCAUUUACUUCUAAGUUCUAAUUACAAAUUGCGCCUAUUUUUGCGAAAUGUGUAAAAAUUCUUUGUUAUGAAAGUAUUAAGUAAUAUAAAUCUAAAUUACUCUUUCGACUCCAAUUUCCCAUAAUGCAAUUUGAUGGAAAAUUCUGCGGCUUUCGUUGCAGGAUGGGGGGCUGGAAUUUUUGGCCUGAUAGUUGGUCAUCCAAUGGAUACGAUUAAAACCGAACAACAAAUGAGUUUAGGUCAACGAUUAUCCAUACGAGAAAGUGUCAAAAUAAUUGUCGCAAAAAAUGGAAUCUCAGGUCUCUAUAAAGGAAUGUAUUUCCCUUUGAUGUCUUCAGGAAUAUUAAAUGCCGUUUUCUUUGGAGUCUACGCAUUUUCUUUAAGUUCUUUACAAAGCAAGCGAGGGAACAAUCCAAAUAAUAUUCUUCCAACUAAUUCCGGAUACAGUUACGAUAAUUUUUUAUCCGGAUCUAUUGGUGGAUUGGCACAAUCAUUCAUUUCCUGUCCGAGUGAACUUAUUAAAAUACGAAUUCAAACUGGAAAAGGAAAGUGCAAAGCAAAAUUUCUCGAUAGUAAUAAAAGGAGAAAAUCAAGUACCUUUCUCGUGACUCGAGAUAUUUAUCAAAAAUAUGGAAUUAAUGGAUUUUUCAUCGGAGCUGUUCCGACGAUUUGCAGGGACGUUAUUUCCAAUGCAAUUUACAUGGUGAGUUAUCAAUACUUUCGAUACAAUUUAAAUGGUGAGGAAAAUUUAAAGCCUGGAAAUUUAGAAAUUCUUGUCGCCGGUGGAAUUGCAGGCGUUUUGUCUUGGUUACCGGUAAUUCCAUUUGAUACUGUCAAGUCGAGAAUUCAAGCGGAUGAAUUUCAUAAUCGAACUUACAAAGGGAUGAUUGAUUGCAGUCAUCGUUUAUACAAAAAUGAAGGUAUUCAUGGCUUUUUCAAAGGAACGACAAUGAUUACUCUUCGUUCUAUUCCAGUUAACGCCGCUAUUUUUUAUAGCUAUCAUCUCCUCAUGAAAAUUUUCGUGCCCCACAUUCAUCACUAAAAAUCCUCAAGAAAAAAGUCUCUCACUUCCCUCAUAUAUUUCACGUACGUCUCUAUUUAUAUUUGUUAAGAAAAGAAACUCAAUUUUUUCUAAUUAAAAAAUAUGU